Messenger RNA from Cyprinodon variegatus (sheepshead minnow), 1881 nucleotides. Its product is annotated as N-acylneuraminate cytidylyltransferase-like. The record is from RefSeq and is a predicted model, not a curated record. Lineage: Eukaryota; Metazoa; Chordata; Actinopteri; Cyprinodontiformes; Cyprinodontidae. Gene Ontology annotation, molecular function: N-acylneuraminate cytidylyltransferase activity. The coding region runs from base 764 to 1864 and encodes 366 amino acids. The transcript has 9 exons.
ACAAAAACACUUCAGGGCAUCAAAUGGAGUCUCAGAUUCUUUUUAAAAGAUAAUUUACUUUCAGUGUAGCGGAUGUAGUGAGGUAGAUUAAUGAAAUCAGUUUCAUUUAUUUUCAUUAUAAAACUGAAGUGAGAAAAAAUGGUUAAAUCUGAUAUGGAGUGGAGGAAAAAAUCAAGGAUUAGAUUUUUAAAACCAUGUCGUCCAGCCCUAGUUUGUUUCUGGGUGGAUCCUAAGCUCCUGCUGAACAUCUUCACCGGUUCUUAUAAUAGAGUAGCUCCCUGGAUGAAACCGGGGAUGACAGCAUGAUGCUCUAGGCCAGUUUCCUAACAGUGGGACGGCAUUUUCUACCAAGGAGCAUAGAAAUGAUGACCUCAAUUGGUCUUCAAAUGUAACUUCUAAUGGUUUGAGCUUUAACCAGCAGAACGACAAUCCCAUUAGAACUGGUUUUAAAGCAGGCUAACAUUAAGCUUUCUGAAUGCCUGACCUCAACAAAUUCAAUAUUUGUGGACUACACCCAGAAGCCAGGUCUGUGCAAGAAGACCAUUCUGUGAACAUGAGCUCCACCCAUUCUGCCUUCUUUCUAUAGGGUAUGCAGAUUUCUGUUGUGGUUGCACGCUGCGUUAUCAGUCUAGUGUGGAAAGAGAAGGCAUCAGCCCGAUGGAGGUAACCUUCUGACUGGAGCUCACUGCUGGGAGCUUCAUAGCUGAACUACUGUGUCCAAGCAGUGAUUGCAAACAAGGGGUCAAAUAGUGGUGAGCUCCUAAUGGCUGCAAGAAAUCUAGGACCCCGCGAGAAAAACGGUCAGCAGGAUCAUGGGAGCAGAUCCAAAAAGGCUGAGGGGAGACAUUUGGCCGCUCUGGUCCUGGCUAGAGGGGGAAGCAAAGGGAUCCCACUAAAGAACAUCAAGAUGCUGGCUGGGGUCCCGCUUCUUGGAUGGGUGCUGAGAGCGGCUAUUGACUCAGAGAUGUUUGACAGUGUCUGGGUAUCAACAGAUCAUGAUGAAAUUGAAAAAGUGGCCAAAUCCUGGGGUGCCAAAGUCCACCGCAGAAGUCCUGAGGUCUCCAGAGAUUGCUCUUCAUCGGUGGAAACCAUCCAGGAAUUCCUCAGGAACAACACAGAGGUAGAUGUGGUCUGUCACAUCCAGUGCACAUCUCCCUGCCUCCACCCGUCCCACUUACAGCAGGCCUUAAAGAAGAUCAUAGAGGACGGCUAUGACUCCGUCUUCUCAGUGGUCCGGAGACACCAGUUCCGCUGGAAGGAGGUCAAAGAGGGAAGUGGUGAAUACACUGAGCCAAUAAAUCUGAUUCCUGCAAAGCGUCCCCGGCGACAGGAUUGGGAUGGAGAGCUGUAUGAGAAUGGCUCAUUUUACAUUGGGACCAGGGACCUCAUCCUAAAAGAAAAUUCAACGCAGGGCAGGAAGGUGGCCUAUUUUGAGAUGGAGCCGGAGCACAGCGUGGACAUAGAUGUGGACAUUGAUUGGCCGGUGGCGGAGGAGAGAGUUCUCAGAUUUGGUUACUUUGGUAGAGGAGUGUCUUUAAUGUUCUGUAGGGUUUCCAGAUGUUUGACAGAUGGGAGGGUGUUUCUGUCUGCAUCUGGAGAGGACAUGGUGUCUAUCCAAACUAAAGACACAACAGGGCUGAGGAUGCUGCAGAACGAUGGCGUGGAGGUGGUGCUGCUGAUCUCCAAUGAAGACCCUGUGACCCAAUCAAUGGCUGAGAAACUGAAGAAGGUGAUGGGCUGUGAGGUUAUGGACGUUGGGGACGAUCCACUGAAGGAUGUGCAGUCAGUAGUGGAGCAGAAGAGACUCGACUGGAAGGAUGUGGCCUACAUGGGUAAGGAAGUGUCUUUUAGUUGGUUUAGCUGAUGAAUAUUAUAUUUUAA